Trematomus bernacchii (emerald rockcod) is the source of this 1904-nucleotide messenger RNA. It is a transcript of the gene cdc34a, whose product is annotated as cell division cycle 34 homolog (S. cerevisiae) a. Lineage: Eukaryota; Metazoa; Chordata; Actinopteri; Perciformes; Nototheniidae. Gene Ontology annotation, biological process: ubiquitin-dependent protein catabolic process; protein polyubiquitination. The transcript is spliced from 5 exons. Bases 246 to 965 code for a protein of 239 amino acids. Gene Ontology annotation, molecular function: ubiquitin conjugating enzyme activity. The record is from RefSeq and is a predicted model, not a curated record.
UCAGAUGGACGUUAAUAACUGGGGCUCCCCGGGACUGUUCACAACAACGGAGGAAGCCGCACGAGCUCUGACCAAAUAAAGACCCGUUUUCAGAUCCUGUUUUGGAACCAGACUAACGGAAACCAACGGAAACUCACGUUCUUUCUCCACUGAUAGCCAUUGUUUGUUCGUAGCUAGCUUUGUCCUUCUUCCCCGUCACAGCUGUGGUGGGUUGCUGAUAUAUUUACACAGAUCGUUGUAGGAAUAUGGCUCAGCAUGGACACCAUGUAGCCAGUUCCCAAAAAGCCCUGAUGCUGGAGAUGAAAAGUCUCCAAGAUGAACCGGUCGAAGGGUUCAAAAUAACUUUGGUGGACGAGUCGGACAUGUACAACUGGGAAGUGGCGAUAUUCGGACCCCCGAACACACACUACGAGGGUGGUUAUUUUAAGGCUCGGAUCAAGUUCCCCGUCGACUACCCGUACUCUCCACCUGCCUUUCGCUUCCUCACCAAAAUGUGGCACCCCAACAUUUAUGAGAACGGAGAUGUUUGUAUCUCCAUCCUGCACCCCCCUGUGGACGACCCUCAGAGCGGAGAGCUGCCUUCAGAGAGGUGGAACCCCACGCAGAACGUCAGGACCAUCCUGCUCAGCGUCAUCUCUCUCCUCAACGAGCCAAACACCUUCUCCCCCGCCAACGUGGACGCCUCCGUCAUGUACCGCAAGUGGAGGGACAGCAAGGGCAAGGACAGAGAAUACAUCGAGAUCAUCAGGAAGCAGGUGGUGGGGACCAAGGCGGAAGCAGAGCGGGACGGAGUCAAAGUCCCGAUCACGCUGGACGAGUACUGCGUCCGCACGCUGGUCCCGCCCACAGACGACGGCUCCAACCUGCUGUACGACGACUACUACGACGACGAGGAGCUGGACGACGACGACGAGGAGGACAACGAGGACUGUUGCUACGACGACUCAGGCACCGAGGACUCUUGACAACUUCCCCUUUAUGCCCCUCCCCCACUACACACACACCACACAUACCACACACACACACACACACCCCUCUCUCGUCAUGGACUGAACUUUAAUUCCCUCCCUCGUCGUCCUCACUUCCGUCUCGUGCUCUCACAGUAUGCACACUAAAACCUGAUGCAUCAAAACAAGCUGCAGUUGUUUUUGUUUCUGACAUGUUUUUAUUGAGUUUUUUGAGUAGAGGUUACACAUACACAGCAGCACAACGUACAGUAACAGCUUCUCUUUGUCUGCACUGAUACCCGUUUAAAUGUCCUGCGUCUUUACUCCGAGACCUGCUCCUUUGUCCAGCUUUGAACAAAGAUGGCCACCUUUCCUCUCAGAGAAUUUGGAGAGCUCUCGCCUUUUCUCGACAUCAGCGAGCUGGAAUGUAACGUCCCAGGUCCGAUCAGAUCCGAGUCAAACGAGCGGGAGGCUUAUUUAGUGCACAUAUGUGUGUGUUUUGAAAAGCUGAGUCACUUCUGAGCCAUGUGUGUGACCUCCUGUUAGCGGGCUGUUUGAAGCCCUGCCUCUUCUUGUUCUUUUUCUUUUGAGCCCCAGGGCUUGUGCUGCUCCAAAAGUGAUCCAUAAAAAAGAAGCUGUUCACACUCCCUCGUGCCUUCCCCUCGCUCCCCGAUACCACAGAUCUGAAAGACUUGUUGGAAAGACAGCAGAGGGGGAUAUUCGAGCUCACAAGGCCUCAGGUGGGGAUACUGUGACUCUCAAUGGGAUUUAUUAAUAGCAGCAUCUGUCUGAUUUGUCCGAGGUGUGAGUGAGAACGGUGUAAAAUCCAACCGAGCUACAAAGACGGGAAUGUAGAUCCUGUCACGCAGCCUUCAUCACACAAGCACGAGCUACUAGUGGCCUGGAAGCAUUCAGAAACAUCUAGCUGCUGAAAUCCAAUGUACUGUAUUUUUUUUU